Messenger RNA from Parnassius mnemosyne (clouded apollo), 327 nucleotides. NCBI's taxonomy places the organism in Eukaryota, Metazoa, Arthropoda, Insecta, Lepidoptera, Papilionidae. The record is from the annotation of a GenBank genome assembly.
AUGCUAGUCAAAAGAGUAAAUGUAAACUAUACAAAUAGUGAUCGCAACUUGUUUAAAUAUUUAUUGAAUUGUGAGCAUAUUAUCUUCCAGAUUGCCGUGCUGAUUUGCGCCUUAAGUGCACUGCUCGGCCUUACGUCAGCGAGACCAGACAGCGCCGGCAAGCAUCCGUUACCCGGACCAGGCCUCUCUUACGGUGGUAUACCAUACGGUAGCAUGAGUGGGAAUGUCGCAGAGUAUUUUAAACGACAAGCGCCAUCUUUGAGAAGUUUCUCGCACAGCGCUGCAGCGCACGAUGUGGAUUACGCACCAAUUGAACAGUGGCUUUAA